This is a messenger RNA of Aspergillus luchuensis, 1815 nucleotides long. Its product is annotated as methylisocitrate lyase ICL2. Gene Ontology annotation, molecular function: methylisocitrate lyase activity; isocitrate lyase activity. NCBI's taxonomy places the organism in Eukaryota, Fungi, Ascomycota, Eurotiomycetes, Eurotiales, Aspergillaceae. Gene Ontology annotation, cellular component: mitochondrial matrix. The coding region runs from base 1 to 1815 and encodes 604 amino acids. The transcript is spliced from 6 exons. The record is from RefSeq and is a predicted model, not a curated record.
AUGACGAUGCUUCGAUCAGUUCCUCGUCGAAUUCCUCGACGUAUUCCUUCUCUCACUUCGACUGCCGGCAGUCCAUCUCGCCUUGCCUUGCGCUCGUUCACAUGCGGUUAUCCGCGGAUGUCGGCACCAACGUUGCCCCCCGUUGAACCCCUCGUGUCAUCCGCACUGCCGGGCGAUUCAUACCAACUUUUGUCGACUGCUGACAAGGCUGGUGCUGCUGAAGAUGCCUUGUAUGAGCAACAGAUUAAAGAUGUGGAAGCGUGGUGGGCGUCACCGCGGUUCGAGGGUAUCAAGCGGCCCUAUUCAGCCGCAGAUGUCGUUAGCAAACGAGGCUCGCUGCAGCAGACCUAUCCCAGCUCGUUGAUGGCAAGGAAGCUUUUUAACUUGCUGAAUGAGCGAGCAGCUGAGGGGAAGCCAGUUCACACCAUGGGUGCCAUUGAUCCUGUACAGAUGACCCAGCAGGCGCCCAACCAGGAGGUUUUGUACAUUUCUGGCUGGGCAUGCUCCUCUCUGUUGACUACUACCAAUGAGGUGUCUCCUGACUUUGGUGACUAUCCCUACAAUACUGUUCCAAAUCAGGUCCAGCGAUUGUUCAAGGCCCAGCAGCUGCACGAUCGGAAGCAGUGGGAUGCUAGGCGGAAGCUCACGCCCGAACAAAGGAAGGAUACACCCUACGUCGACUACCUACGUCCAAUUGUUGCAGACGGCGAUACAGGACACGGAGGACUGUCAGCCGUGUUGAAGCUGGCUAAGCUCUUUGCAGAGAAUGGCGCUGCGGCUGUUCAUUUCGAGGACCAGCUUCAUGGUGGUAAGAAAUGUGGUCACUUGGCUGGCAAAGUCCUUGUGCCUAUUGGAGAUCACAUCAACAGGCUUGUCGCGGCACGUUUCCAGUGGGAUCUGAUGGGAACCGAGAACCUGGUCAUUGCUCGUACGGACUCGGAGAGCGGGCGUUUGAUUAGCAGUGCUAUCGAUGUGCGCGACCACGAGUUCCUUCUCGGUGUUACAGAGAAUGUGGAACCUCUCGCAGAGACCUUGCAGGCCAUGGAACGAGAGGGAGCUGCUCCUUCUGAAAUCGAUGCGUACGAGAUGGACUGGGUUAAGAGACACAAGCUUGUCACUUUUGAUGAGGCUGUCGAUGCACACCUCGAAGCGGAGGGUGCGCCUCAGUCCGCUCGCGACGCAUACAAGAAGCGUGUUCAAGAGAAUCCCGAUCUUUCUAUCUCUCGUCGCAGGGCCCUGGCAGACGACUAUUCCCAGACACCGGUGGUUUGGUCCUGCGAUACCCCCCGCACCCGGGAAGGAUUCUACCAUUACCGUGCUGGGUUCGCUGCUGCCACUAAGAGAGCCAAGGAGUUCGCACCUUACUCGGAUCUUCUUUGGGUCGAGACUGGUGAUCCGGAUGUUGCCAAGGCUGCGAAGCUGGCAGGUGAUGUGCGCGCUGCGCACCCUGGCAAGAAGCUGGUCUACAACCUGAGCCCGUCAUUCAACUGGAUGGGUCAGGGCUUUGAUGAAGCUUCUCUGAAGUCCUUCAUCUGGGAUCUAGCGCAACAUGGAUUUGUUCUGCAACUGAUCUCUCUCGCUGGGUUGCACACCAAUGCAACCAUCACGACGGAGCUCUCGCGCGCCUUCAAGGAUGAAGGCAUGCUCGCCUAUGUCCGCAUGGUCCAGGCCCGCGAGAAAGAACUGGGAGUGGAUGUGCUGACCCAUCAGAAAUGGAGCGGUGCUCCAUACCUGGAUGGCAUUCUUGGGGCUAUUCAAAGUGGCAGCAGCAGCAGUAAGAGUAUGGGUGAGGGGAACACCGAGAAAGGCUUCUAA